This is a messenger RNA of Peronospora matthiolae, 6756 nucleotides long. The record is from the annotation of a GenBank genome assembly. NCBI's taxonomy places the organism in Eukaryota, Oomycota, Peronosporomycetes, Peronosporales, Peronosporaceae.
AUGGGUACGUCGCCGCGUUGGAUUUUGUCGUGGCUACGACGCUGUCGACGCGACGAGUUGCCGGUGGAGCGUGUGCUGGACACGAUACGGUCUGUGGAUGGAGUGGUGCCGCUGGGCGGACGUGUGGGCGGCGUGGACGGCGGCGUCACGCCGCCGUCCACACCUCAACCCGCUUCGUUCCCGUUGUUUUCGACGUUAAAAGACGGCAACGUGGAAACUGUAUCGAGUGAUUUGGAGUCAGACGAGGCUACGAAAUGGAAAUUUUUGCUGACGAGUGUGCAACUUCCGUCUUCAGGUGGUCCACACGAGCUCCGGCGAGCGCUCGAGACGCUCCAGAAGCUGGACGGACAGGAGGACCAAUCACAGGAUGGCACGCUGGAUACUGACCAUUUGAGGCAAAUGUACUUUGAAGCAAGACGCGACUUUUUCGCAGUCCGGAUUGAGCUACUGCGGGCUGCAAGGAACGUGCAGCACCCGAACGUCCAAGCAGCUGGAGAGGUUGUAAACAAGCUAUUGAAGGACGGGCUGGGCGACGUGUUGCUGGACGAGGUGCACAGCCGUCAGUUCUGUCAGGCGCCAAGUUUCCAAAGCGUUGGCAAGGAAGAGCGCAAGGCAAUUGUGGCGUGGGAGGUGCAAUUUCUGGAAGAAGAAGCGCUGUUGAGGGAGUUGUUGCUGCUAACGCUGGAGUAUUCUGGCGAAAACGCGACGUUGGAACGUGCUGUAACCAUUGCUAAGGCUGUGUAUAAUUGGGACGUUCAGGUGUUAAAUGAGCUCAUUAUGGACAGUACGCUGGCGCUGCCGAGGGCGCAGCGGGCGGCAAGGAAAUUGACGCAUGUGGGAGUUUUGGUGGCAUUGAGGAUGCUGCAUACGGCGGUAGAUGCGCUAGACCACAAGGCUUUGCUCCACGCGUCAGAGACGUUCUUUUUGACAAAAGUGUGUGAACUUUCGGGCGUGGAGCGGCCAGCGUCGCCUGUGCCCGGGGUGCUGCUGCUGGCUUGGGCGACUCUAUUGGGUCGACAAUAUCAUAAGCUAGCAGAACUGAAUCGAGAAAGCGUGGAAGUAAAAGAGCUAAAGGAUGCAUUGCAGCAGUCGCUAGCGGCGGCAGAACGCUUGCAUAGCUUUCACUACUUAAACUCGCUACUGCGCUCGUUGAUUUUUGGUGGUCACUCUGCAAAGGCUGAUCACGCCGGAUGGAAGCCAUUCUUGCAGCCGUUGAGCCUCAACACCAAGACUCUGUGGAGCUUACCCACUGUGGCUGUUUCCGCGGGGCUAAAUGGUGUAAAUGCGACUCAUCUAGAUCCGUUCGUCUGUUGUGACAGUGCUCCCGUCUAUCAAUACAUGGUGGCAGUAUUUUUGGAUGACAUGCUGUCAUCGCUAGGUUACAUAGAAAACCUGGAGAAUGCUCAGGAGCUACAUGCAAUGGUGAAGUUUGUGCUACCUACGCUUUCGAAUGCUCGUGUGUCGCAGCAGAUUUUUGAGAUUGAAUCGAAAGACAGUUGUGUGGUAGACAGCGUAGCUUCGCUUCGUGAGCUACUGAUGAAAACCCAAGCAUGUUUACCGGGAAGCCUAGUCUCAUGCAUGCAAAUGUUUACGGCGCUCUGCUGCAAUUAUCAAGGAGCUUCGUCAUCAACCGUGCUUCGGCACGUGCUGAGGUAUUUCAGCACGCCGCACGCAAGGAGGGAUGACAGAAUGGUGACACGUGACGUUUGUCGUCCACUACCACCGACAGAAUAUUAUACUGAACUUAAAGGCGAGCACAACAAGUUGCUGUGCACACGUUCGUUUGCGUAUGACAGUGCAGAUGAACGAUUGGUGGUACCCGUAAAUACAGUCGGUAUGAUCGUGCGCGCAGGCGACGACGUGAAGGUCACUUGGCUAUUUUCAGACAACAGUGAAGACACGUACGUGCCAACCAUGUGGGAUUUGCUUUUCCUGAGCGCGGACAGACUUGUGGCUGGUCAAAAGUCCAGGUCAUUUUCGGAUCUGUAUCAUGUGCACGUAGAGGACAUCGAUGUUCUUACAUCGUUUUUCGAAUUUCUCGUACAGCUUGGUAAGCAAGAGGACGGUAGCGAGGAUGCGGUGGAAGAGAUGACACGGUGUUGGGGUAAGGCGAGAUUGCGUCAUUGGUGGAUUGGUCAUCAGCUUCCAUCACCACAAGUUUACGUAUCCCAACUGGUGGCGCAACAGAUAUCUCUUUCUACUCUGCUCUCGGCAUCGAGCGAAAAUCUGGUUUCGUGGGGUAUCAGAGAUCGCUACGUACGGGAGCAAAUACUGGUAAAGCUUGGCAAUGUGGGGGGCUUUGGUAUCAUGAAGACGCCGAUGGGACUAAUUGACGAGAGUACUACGCAUUCAAUGGCUUCAUUUAGUGUGGAUGGUGGUAUCCACUUGUUGCGCCUACUACUGGCAUUACUAGAUGAAUUUUUACAUACCACUUGGGGGGACGAUGGCAUGGAAGGCGAUAGCGCUUGUUUUUCGGCACAUCUGCACCUGGUUGCGGCGUCCUUCUUUGCGCUUCGAGCGGUUUUAGCGACCGCGUCUGGCGUGGAAUUAUUCAUGAGCUCCUCUCUUGGCAGUGGACCCGAUGAAUGUCAUAAUUUAAUCGUCAAAAGUGCUAAGAAAUUCUUUGAAAUGCAGGAACGGUCAGUAGGGGAAUAUCCGGUCGUAUUGGCAACACAAGAUAUAUUUAUGAGCGUGGUUCGGUGGUUUCUUUUGAAAGAGGCACAGUCGCUCGCGAUCAUUGCCACGAAUGCAAAGAUUUCCUCAGUGAGGCUUCGUGCAUUUAUUGGUAGUGAGAGACUCUGGUUCGUCAGUGCAGCGGAGUUUGCGAAUGAAAUAUUGUCCACCUACGAAAGCUGGAAGUUUGCGGCAACGAGUGACCGGUGCGAGAUCACGGAACGCUGCUUUCGUUUGCUCUACGUGCUAACGCUGCUCCGAAAAUAUAUUAAUGAGCGCAAUGACAUGUUACCGGCUUUCGAGACUGCGCUGCGUGAAACGCUGUCUACAGAUACGUCGUUUCUCAUGAAGCUCCUACGGUCAUCAUGUGCCGUCUUGUCAACUACAGAAGGCCAGCUUGAACACUGGAAUGCUGUGGAUGUUACUGGUGAUGACGAGCAUUGUAGCACACUAGACUCUGACAUCAAAAUAAGCGAUGACCACAUUCCUUUACGAUACAAGAGCGAAUUUGGCAGUGAUGAGGUCAAUAUGGUGCAGCUUGAGUCGCUUGUGACGACAUGUUUACGGUUCGUGACGCUGCUGAUCACAAAUUCAAGUAAUGUGGUAGAUAUCAAAGCUGCGCGAACGAUCUUGCUGAUGCCUAUGGGUGGUGGAGGCAGCAGGGAACGCAUGGAGCUGACGACUAUCACGCUUUGCGGAGAAUAUCUCGGGUAUUCACUUGAAAAGGCCCCUGGAAUCGCAUACUGGUCCUUACGGAUUCUACAGCAUGCCGCUGUUGCCGUUGACUACCGUCAGGAGCGAGACAUCCGCGCCUCGUCUUCAAUGCGAUCGCUGGUUGCACUUUUCCAUGGGUAUCAAAGCCUUGGUGCUGUUCGCAGAGUCUUUGCGCAGCUGCUGCAAAUGUCGUCGACGCAACGAUUGGCAAUGCAUAGAGAAGUUAUUCGAAUGCUGGCAUUGUGCUUGAAGCACCAACCAGGCUUCUUGGCUCUGCUAUUUUUCGGUGAUACUGUCACGAGCGAUCCAAAGUCAGACACGGUGGUGAAUGAAAAGGGUGGGGUAGAUGAUGUUUCUUGUAUGGCAUUGCUCAUGCGCUUUUUCGAAGUCACAGAAAGGCUUUUGGAACAAGCGUCAGAUUUUUUCUGUGAACUACUUGCGUUCGUUGUGCAGGUAUGGGACGGUGCCAUUUAUGAUCGCCAUAGUAUUCAUCUGAAGAUUAUGGCAACUCUGCGUGCAUGCCCCUCAUUUUGGUCGAAUGUUACACACGCGAUCAAGAUCCAUAUGCCGUUAGACUCUGCAGAGGAGCGUGGAGUUCUGGAUAUGGAGCUAGCCGCUGUAACUUCUCCAGGUAGAGGGGACACGCAGAGUUUGUCGUCAUCGUCAGAAGUGUAUUUUGGGCGGUCCAGUGCGUACGGGUAUAUGGCGCGCGGCCUCAUCCUCCAGUUGGUGUCGUACGAAUGGCACAAUCAAGCUUCUAAGCAAAACGAUCAUCCGCUAGUGGAUGUGCUGGAGUUGUUUCGAAAAGAGGGGCUGUAUUCACAUUGGUUACGCACCUUCACUCGUCUUGAUUAUUCACCAGUACAACUAAGACUGUAUGCAUCGUCUAUCCAGCGUGCUUGCAAUUUACGCACACCGAUCACGAGCAUUCUUGAUAAGACUCCCGUUGGUGGCGUGUCAACGUAUCUGGAAGGCCUUAUUUGCAAUGCUAGGCAACUUGAAUGGCAAAUUAGCGCAGGCGAUUACGUCAAGAGGAAAGCCUAUUCAGCGGAUGCUUGCAUGCUGAAGCUAGUUCAGUGGAGCAAUUUGCAAGCUGCCUAUCUCCAUGCUCAACUCUUUUCCUUGUCGAAGUGGAAAGUGUUCAUGGAGCUUUGCUGCUUUCAGGUAGACAAAGAAGGUCAUGGUACGUCUGGUGUAGAAAUGCUGUGCAUGACGGAGCCAAGGUGCCUGAAACGAAAAGAAUCGAUGAUUUCGUCGCCUCCGCGGGACAUCGGGACGAGAAGCAUACGACAAAAGAGCGCCACAUCGAUGGCGUUUUUAAGUACAUCCAGCUCAGAUAAUGCGUUGUCGUCGUCACGCUUUUCUGGGGAUCGAACGUCCUUCGAAAUGAUUCGUGUUCUAGCGGACGUCAUCGAGGCUAAAGUGGACCAGCACGAAAAUCAGAACGAAGUACUGGACCUCUUUGUGCUUUUACAUCUACACGAUCUAGCGCAGCUUUUGGUAUCGAUGUUACAUCAUCAGUUGUGUCAAGUUGUACACAAAACUCAUGAUCCCAAGUUCUCUCAGACUCGGCAACGUCUUGAAGGGUCUGACGCAGACUUCAAUUUUAAGCUUGAUGCAAGGGCAACCUCUCAAUUGUUAAAUAUCGUCCACAAAGCUGCAAGUGCAGUGCACGACUCGAUCAAGCGAUUUGCUGUCGAGGUGGAUCUGGUGAAGCAUGACGCUGAUAAUCAGUCAAUGUCUGAUUAUGUUGUACGUCCUACUUCCGUACCACUGAUUUCGCGGCUUGUGACGGACUUCGAAGAAAGAGUGAAGUUUGUGACAGACGGUUUGCUGACACUACUUUUUACAGCUGCGUUACUGCUAGUGCGUCACUUGGCUCAGAUUGGUAGCCACCCGAGUCAUAUGGCGAAGAUGGAGACCGAAGCAACAAGUGUUUUACUUCCUAAGCCUGUUUUGCAGGUGAAGUUGAUAAAUCACUGCAUGAACGUAUUUGCACUUUGCAAUGAUCGGGAACCUCAAACGAAGUCCUCCAAGACUCUGUUUCAGCUGAGUUGGUGUCUAUUCCAGGAAGUUUUGGACAGCUAUGGAAAUACGAACGCUGGUGUGGUCGGAAAUUCAGUGUCACGCCUGACAAACAUGGUGCUGGAUGACCCAUUUGUUGCGAAGCUGGAGUAUGACCAGCAAGGAAUUGGGGCCUUAUUUCACCUUUUGGUGCAGCGCUUUCGUCCUUCUUCACAAAGCAAGGAAGUGACCGCGUCGCAAGAGGAGGCGUGUCAGGUAUUGCGAGGCCUUGCUGCAGUUGUGUGGAAGCCAGCCAACGUCGAGCGGAGUCGACGUGUCUGGCUGUCCGACAACAGCAGUGCUUCUGCAUUAUCUCGACUGCGUUUGGUGUCGAUGUUUGCGACACAGUUGCUGCCCCUACUGCGAAGCCAGAUGGAGCGGGAAGAAUCCACUAGUAAGUUUCGUGGCUAUGCGUUGUCCGCGAGUGACGAACCUACAGGCGAGGGGAAAUUAGAACGUUCCACUGCACAUCAAAUGUGGUGCCUCGUGCUUAACUUUGUGAGCGGCUUGCUGCGCCUGCAAGCAGAGGCCACCGUUGUUGAGUCUCGCAAAAUGGACGUUUGGGAGUUCAUGUCGUGCGCUGAACCACUUUUGCUAGCCGCAGUGGAGCCUUCUACUUGUCGGCGUUUUACGUGCGCUACUAUUGCUGAACAUCAAGCACUGCUGCGGCUAUUGAAUGGCCUUAGCAGAAGUGCGUCAACACGGAAGCGCUGGCGCCAAGCUUUUCCGACGAGCGCUGUAGUACUUAUGGAGCAGAGUCGACAGUUGCUUCGUCGUGCAUGCACGCUGCUGGGCAGUUCAUCCACGGAGAAAAAUCGCUCUCCUGUUGAGAAAGAGGUGUGGCAUGCUCGAAGCAAGUCGGUGAACAAAGGAACUAUCAAUGGUGGCGGAAGCCUCGUUUCCAGGUCACCGCGAUCUCCACGGUCUCCUUCAUCUUUCGCGUAUUCGUGUCAGACGCUCUUGCAUGAUCACUUGCGUGCCGUGCGGGAUGUCGAGAAACGAAAGCUUAGCGCUUUUCACCAAGAGAUGGAGACCGAGCUGGUGGAGGUCGUGCGAUUGGCAAGUUUGCUGCUAAGCAAAUGGACCGCUUCGCCGACUGACCGUGACGCUAUUGUUGUUGUUGAUGGGGUACGAUGCGUGGAUGAAGAGCAACUCGUGCCCUUACUUGCAUUCAUUCCACCCAGCGAAGCGCGUUCCAUGAACAGUAGGCCGGGCUUAGGCCAUUUGAGUCUUGCCAUGGACUUCAUUCUUGAUCAGCUGUUGGCAAAGAGGAUACGCGAUCGGGAUCGCAAAAUAUGGAAAUGA